AUGGACCGCGACCACACCAAACCCAUUCCAGCGUACUACUGCUGCUAUCUUCUCCGCUCCACCAAAAAGCCCGCUUGUCUAUACAUCGGCUCCACUCCACACCCCGCCAGACGUCUCGCUCAGCAUAAUGGCGAAUCCAAGGGUGGCGCCCGCAGGACGCACCACGACGACAAACGCCCCUGGGAGAUGGUCCUGACCGUGGAAGGGUUCCCCAGCCGCGUAGCCGCCUUACAAUUCGAAUGGGCCUGGCAGAACCCGAAAAGGGCACGACAGAUCACCGCCAACUACCCGCCAGAUCAUUCCGCCCCGAGACCCAAAGGCCGGGGUUCGCGGCGGUCCAUGAAUGCUCACUUGGAGGAUCUCCAUACCCUCUUACGCGCGACCCCCUUUGCGCACUGGCCCCUCCAGGUGCGAUUCUUCGCCUCGGAUGUGCAUCAGACCUGGAGGGCGUUGGCAGAUCGGGUGCAGGGAUUUCUCCCCGAUCAUCUGGAGGUGAUUGUGGAUGGAAACUGUGCUGGCGCCCCGUUGCCGGCUACGGGGGAACAGGAGAAGGUGAAAGGUGUGACCGGCCUGAAGGUCACCUAUACGCACAUGCAGGACUACUUAGAUAAGGCCAUUUUUCUCUUAGAGGACUCGGAGGACUGUCGGUGUGGCGUGUGCGCGGUACCCCUGGUGCCCGACGGAGAAUUGGUAGUGGUGUGCUCGCAGGAUAACUGCUCCUGCACAAGUCAUCUAUUGUGUUUGUCAAAGAAGUUUUUGGAGGCUGCUGAUGAGCCAGAUCGGCUGGUCCCGAUCAGUGGCGCUUGUCCGGGGUGUGGGAAGACGGUUCCAUGGUCGCUAAUGAUGCAGGAGCUUACUCUGCGAAAUCGUGGGGACAAUAAAGCGCAAGCGAAGAGGAAAAGGAACAAAGCGAGCAUUACUUCACAUGGGACCGAGGUUGCUUCAGGGCAGCGGAGUGCUGUUGUCAAAGAAACAGAUAACGAGCAUGCGCUCAUGGAUGGUCUCCCUGACGACAUCAGUCUGGAUGAAAAUUGGACUGAGUCAUUAGAGAUGGAUCUGGACUCGAAGAACAUAUCGGAGUCACAAUCCCAGCCGAUCCCAACCAGGACCGAAAUCAUCAUAGAAGACAGCGACUGCGAAGAGAUAUAUACGUUAGACUGA
Aspergillus saccharolyticus JOP 1030-1 is the source of this 1161-nucleotide messenger RNA. Its product is annotated as structure-specific endonuclease subunit SLX1. Gene Ontology annotation, biological process: double-strand break repair via homologous recombination. The transcript is spliced from 2 exons. Gene Ontology annotation, molecular function: crossover junction DNA endonuclease activity; 5'-flap endonuclease activity. The record is from RefSeq and is a predicted model, not a curated record. Bases 1 to 1161 code for a protein of 386 amino acids. NCBI's taxonomy places the organism in Eukaryota, Fungi, Ascomycota, Eurotiomycetes, Eurotiales, Aspergillaceae. Gene Ontology annotation, cellular component: Slx1-Slx4 complex.